This is a messenger RNA of Clupea harengus (Atlantic herring), 2732 nucleotides long. RefSeq names its product B-cell receptor CD22-like. The record is from RefSeq and is a predicted model, not a curated record. The coding region runs from base 108 to 1778 and encodes 556 amino acids. The transcript has 10 exons. NCBI's taxonomy places the organism in Eukaryota, Metazoa, Chordata, Actinopteri, Clupeiformes, Clupeidae.
CAUAUUGAUCAUGAGUGCUGGCAAUCCCAUUAUCUAAACCAUGAAAUCAUGAAACACUGACAAAUCAUUAAACUUUGAAUUCUCUGUACCCACAGCUUGAAGCAGUCAUGUCAUUCACAGGAAAAGAGACAUUUCUGGCCACAUAUAUUUUCCUUUUAGCAGGUGUUUUUGGCGAGCAAGGACGAUAUUUCAGCAUCUGUGCUUCAGAGGGGUCAACUGUUGUCUUCUCCCGCCCUCCAUCUGAGGGAAAAGGGGGGUUCUGGUAUAAAAAAGAGCUGGGAGUUAAGAAUCUUCUUCAUAUGCCAGAGUAUAAAACGCGUAGCAGCACUUAUGACAAUACGCGUUUGUUGCUGAUUAAAGAUGUAAAACUGAUGGACUCAGGUGUUUUCGGAUACACCUCAUCUUCAACACGCGAAAGCCAUGGAGUGUUACUCUCUGUGAUGGGUACACCUGGAAUGGUGAACUCCACUGCGCUGACUCAGAGUCUUUUAGACAAACAGUGUUGGAGUGUGAUGCACUCCUCUAGGAUUUGUGCUUUAAAGGGGUCAUCGGUGGAUAUGCAUUGUCUUUACUCAUAUCCAAAAGAUCUCAAAAUCACAACAACAAUCUGGUAUACUGAUUGGAAGCCUUUAAAAAAUAACCCUGAUGACAUCAGUGUAGAUGAGCAGUUUCAGAAUCGUGUGGAGUACAUUGGGAAUAAGGAGAACAACUGCACCCUGAGAAUAAACCAACUUAGAGAGAGGGACACCCUGAAGAAAUACAAGUUCAGGUUUAUAAAUGACCAAUCCACUGGAUAUUCAGGAUCUGAUAUUAAACUGUCUCUUACAAAUCUACAGGUGAUUGUGAAUCCUAUUACAGUCAAUGAGGGACAGAAUGUGUCACUGACCUGCAGAACUACCUGCAUUCUAAGUACCAACCCCAUCUACAUCUGGUACAAGAACUCACAUCCUGUGAGUGACAAACACAUAGGCAUCAACAACACCCAGCACUUAAACCAAGUCACUAGUGAGGAUGCUGGUAGCUACUCCUGUGCUGUCAAAGGACAUGAAGAACAUCCUUCACCUGCUGAGACUCUCAAUGUCAGAUAUGCUCCAAAAAGCACCUCCUUAUCAGUCAGCCGCUCCGGUGAACUAGUGGAGGGAAGUGUAGUGACUCUGACCUGCAACAGUGAUGCCAACCCACCAGUGCAGAACUACACCUGGAAUAAGAAGACUGAAAAUGAAACUGUUGUCAUAGGAACAGGGAAGAGUAUAAACCUGACUUUGGCCUCUGGUGAUGGAGGGCUGUACUACUGUACAGCAUGGAAUGAAGUGGGCUUCCAGAACUCUUCUACAUUCCAGGACACUUUGUCAGGAGCAGUCGUGCCCUUGGCUGCGGUAUCAGCAGCUGCUGUGGUCUCUGUUAUCGUCAUCCUGCUGGUGCUGAUCCUGGUGUGGCUGAGGAAGCGUGGCAGAAAUGCAUCAAGAGUCAAUGCACUUUCUUCUGGUAUCCAACAGAGAAACAACCACUCUCUGUAUGCUGUGUCAGGAAUAGCUGCGACCUCCAGCUCAGAACAGGGGAUGGAUGUGAGCGCUUCUGAUGAUGUCCAGUAUGCCAGCGUUCAGUUCAAGAAAUCCACAGGACGAGAGAUGCCCUUCUGUCCGACUGCUCAAAGCCACCAAGAGGAGCAGGACGUCCAGUAUGCAGCUGUUAACACCUGCCGACCCAAUGCUGCCUCCUGCACUGGAGGUGGUGAGGAGGUUUAUAGUACCAUCAAUAAAACCAGGACCAGGCCAUGACAGAGAUGCAGCUACUGACCAUGUGCCUGAAUUCAGCAUGAGCGUGAUAUAAACAAGACUUUUGCUGGAUUAACCUCUGCUCAAAUUAAUUUGUAGAUACUACUAAAAUGAGUGUGAUAUAAACAAGACUUGUGUUGGAUUAUCCUCUGUUUAUGUUAAUGUAUUGAUACCAAUUUCGUCAGCGUGAUAUAAACAAGAUUUGUGCUGGUUUAAUCUCUGCUAAUGUUAUUUUUUAGAUACUACUAACGUGAGUGUGAUAUAAACAAGAUUUGUGCUGGAUUAACCUCAACUAAUGUGCAUUUUUAGAUACUACUUGGAGAAUGCCUUAUGCUCAUACUUCCUCACCUAUUUGUGUACAAGAUUUCCACUUUGUGUGUGUUCAACUGUUCAUAGUUAAUUGUACUCUACUCUAAUAUACCUUACCCUUCAUAUUUUAUCAGUUAAUAAAGUCAGUAGUUGAUUUUUCAAAAUUAUUUGUUGUCCUGUCCCUUAACUCUCAACAAUAUUUUUGAAAUAGUAUUUUUUUAAGUAUUAUUAUUAAUUUAAUUUAAUAUAUUAGUCCCAAUUGAACACAUAUCAGUUGUGAGGAUGGAAUGCACAUACUACAACAAAAUGUCUGCCAGUGGCCUCAAUUCAUCACAGCUGACUGUCAAGACAAUGGGUGCUGUAAAUACACUGAAAACUGUGAGUUAAAGGUGAAAUGUGUAGUUUUUGUUGCCAAAUAUGGAAUUAAUUACAGACUAAUCUCAAUGACACAAUUCUGCAAGUGCAGGGAAACAGAUUCAGUUGUUUCUGGGCAUUCUGUUACCAUUGGCUCUUUGAUUCAGUUGUUUCUUAUGCCUUUAUUUACAUGUUUGUCAAGGUUGGAACAAUGUAACCAAAUACAAACAAAAGAAAAGACAUAGAAAACGAAUGCAAAGAAAUACCUAGAAAUCUGUACUUGUAGCAUGCCUU